CUAUGCGCGCCCAGAGUUCCUGAACGACAUCGCAAGCGACACUCCGCUGCCCAUGAUUGUGGAUGCAGAGUGUGGGAUGCCAUUAGAUUUGGGCAAGUGGGAAUGUUUGUGGGAGCAGAAUGCAGACGAUUCAGAACUGAACCCUGACCCGAUGAACUUACCUACUCUGGAUCCAAAAGACCAACUGCUCCUCCUCGACCCGUCCGCUUCUCUCGGAACAUUCGCCUUGAGCCACGCUGCGUCAGCCUCAGGCACGUCGACACCGAACUCCAUCCCGCACGUCACCUGGCUACGGAAGACCGAGUACAUCAGCCGAGACAGCAGCUACCGCCAGUCGCCACACGGCGAGCACAGGCCUGCGGCAGAGGCCCCCAUCGACGUCUCGCGCUCAGCACGGAUACGGGAUAUUGAAGCGUCAUUUGCCUCUGCCAGCGACGGCUUCGACCUCUCGAUGCUCAAGCACCCGAACAAACCGAACGUGACGGCCGUUGAUUCGUACGAGGUCUUGCCGGACGCGAACAUCUGGGCAAACGCGUACGACCUCUUUCGGUUCUCUGAACGGCCAGGGGACAAGCCCAGGCCCCCAGAUGAUGACGAUCCUCGCCUGGAUUGUGCCGUCUUGCGUCCCAUGGAGUCGGAAGGCGACCACUUCCUCGCGUACUAUCUCACGAAGGAGGAUGAGACUGCCGUUGAGUUCAAGCGAAUGCGUCUGGAGCGGCCGGUUAAUGGAGUACAAGAGGACGAGCCCACCACUUUCCACUUCAUCCGCGACUACGAGGUCGUCAAGGUCGAGCAGGAAGUACCCAACGAAUUUUUGCUCGUGCUCGACGACGGUGUCACCGACAUCAAGGACGUCAUCCCCGAAGGCGAAGUUAUGCCUUCGCAGCCACGAGCGAAGGGCGCAUACUACAAGAACAUUGAGCGGAAGAUGUUGCUCAAGAAAAAGCGCGUCAACUCGUACGACCAGGUCACGAAGAAGUGGCACAUGAUCAAGGUGCAGCACAUCAGGAUGGACGACGACGAGGCGAAAGAACGCGAAGAGGCAGAGGCAGAGGUCACGGACCCGAACUAUCUCCUCAACGCGAUGGACGCCGACGCCGAAGGCGAGGUUGCAGACGCGGAAGGUGAGGUGGAUACGGGCGAGCAUGAGAAUGCCGCGGGCGAAGAGCCGAUUGACCCGCUCGACAUUUUGGGAGACUAGUAUCUAGUGUGUUAUAUUAUUGAUGUACGUUGCUGUGCCAUCUCCCGAGCCCCGUCUGUUGCGCACUCAGCAUGGCGAGGAUAUGUGUCGGUGAAUGAGUGGUGACAUCUAUAUAAAACAAUG
Messenger RNA from Phanerochaete carnosa HHB-10118-sp, 1324 nucleotides. RefSeq lists its product as uncharacterized. The record is from RefSeq and is a predicted model, not a curated record. Gene Ontology annotation, molecular function: chromatin binding; RNA polymerase II complex binding. Gene Ontology annotation, biological process: transcription elongation by RNA polymerase II. Gene Ontology annotation, cellular component: Cdc73/Paf1 complex. Bases 152 to 1201 code for a protein of 349 amino acids. Lineage: Eukaryota; Fungi; Basidiomycota; Agaricomycetes; Polyporales; Phanerochaetaceae. The transcript is spliced from 5 exons.